Miscanthus lutarioriparius is the source of this 1929-nucleotide messenger RNA. Lineage: Eukaryota; Viridiplantae; Streptophyta; Magnoliopsida; Poales; Poaceae. The record is from the annotation of a GenBank genome assembly.
AUGGGCAGCGGCGCGUCGCGGCUGCUCACCGCGUGCGCGUGCUCGCGGCCGGCGCCGGCGCCCGCGGACGACGGGCCGUGCCUGGACGACGCGCUCGGCCACUCCUUCUGCUACGCCGCCAGCUCCGCCACCGCCGCGGGCCACUCGUCCUCCUUCCGCCACGCGAUCUCCGGCGCCGCGCUCUCCGCCAACUCCUCCGUGCCCGUGCCGAUCUACCACUCCUCCGUCGCCGGCGGCAUGCCGCCGCCGCAGUACUCCUCCGCGUUCCACACUUCCUCGUCCUUCUCCUCCGCGCCGCUGCAGCUCUCCAACCUCUCCUCGGGUCCGCUCUUCCUCUCCGGGCCCAUCGACCGCGGCGCCCAGCUCUCCGGCCCGCUCGACCAGGCCGUGCCCCUCUCCGGCCCGCUCCCCGCCAAGCCCACCAAGCCCGCUCCCUCGUCGUCGUCCCGAGGGUUCUCGAGGAGGUUCCGGAAACCCUCGUUCGGCAGCCUGCGGCGGAGCGUCUCGGAGAAGAACCGCCCAUGCGUCGUGCCGCUCCGCCGGGAGGACGGCGUGCAGUGGGCGCACGGCCGCGCCGGGGAGGACAGGGUUCACGUGGUUGUCUCCGAGGACCAGCGUUGGCUUUUCGUCGGCAUCUAUGACGGCUUCAACGGUCCCGAGGCCCCGGACUUCCUGGUCGCUAAUCUCUACCGCUUCCUGCUGCGCGAGCUCCGUGGGAUCUUCUACGAAGAGGCCGACCCGGACUCCAAGCGACUCUGGCAAUUCCUGGUGGAUGGCGACGACGAGGACAGCGAACUCGACUUCUCGGGCUCCGGCCGGUUCGCGCUAUCGCUUCUCAAGGAGCAGCGGCAUCCCUUGUGGGCCCACGCGGCUGCCGCUGGCGAUGGUCAAAGCGGCAGGGAGUGGGGAGUUAAGAGGUUGACGGCCGCACCGGCGGUGACGGACCACAUGGCGGUACUGAGCGCACUGGCCCGAGCGCUAGCUACGACAGAGUCGGCGUACCUGGACAUGACCAGCCAAUCAAUGGGAUCCCACCCAGAGCUGGCAGUGACCGGAGCUUGCCUGCUCGUGGCCCUGCUAAGGGACGACGACGUAUAUGUAAUGAACCUUGGGGAUAGCCGUUCCAUUGUGGCGCAGCGACGAGACGACGACGACUGCUUGAUUGGAAGCAUGCGGGUGGAGGGCAUUGGUGUGGGCUUGGAGACCGAGUCAAGGAUCCCUGGGUAUUCUGCAAUUGGGCUUGAGGCAUUGCAGCUGUCGACUGAUCAUAGCACGAGCAUUGAAGAGGAAGUGCAGAGGAUCAGACGCGAACAUCCGGAUGAUGAUCAGUGUAUUGUUAAUGAUAGAGUAAAGGGUCGUUUAAAAGUUACCCGUGCAUUUGGUGCUGGGUAUCUCAAACAGGCAAAAUUGAAUGAUGGGUUGCUAGAGAUGUUUCAUAAUGAGUAUAUAGGUGAUACACCAUAUAUAUCAUGCGCACCUUCUCUUUGCCAUCAUAAGCUCUCCACCAGGGAUCAAUUUCUUGUUCUUUCGUCUGAUGGCUUAUAUCAGUACCUAAGCAAUGAGGAGGUAGUUCUACAUGUUGAGAAUUUUAUGGAGCGGUUUCCAGAGGGUGAUCCUGCACAGAGUUUAAUUGAAGAGCUACUCUCCCGUGCUGCAAAGAAAGCUGUUUUGGUGGUUACAAAGCUUUUAGAGCAGACUCUACAGGACUACAGCUACAGUGACAGCCUGAGAUCAAUUAGAGAUUCUUCAAGAAGUCUCUUCCGUGAGCAAUAUGCCAGUACUAACCUGGAGUUUGCCUUUUCAGGCAUGGACUUUUAUGAGCUAUUAGAUAUACCUCAAGGGGAUCGCAGAAAAUACCAUGAUGAUGUCACCAUUAUGGUCAUUUCUCUCGAAGGGAGAAUAUGGAAAUCCUCUGGAACAUAUGUGUGA